AAAUUUUCAUCGUUCCAAUUCCAAACAUGCCCAAAUAGCCUAGGGCAGCCCCCACUGCCUCUCCCCGGUACGAAAGCCGAAAUCGAAAUCGUCCCAAAUUCCCAAUUGCAGCUUCCACAUCUCCGCUCCUAUGGCUCGCCGGCGUAGACGCCCCUCCGGCCGGGUCGCUAAGGUGGCGGCGACGCCUGCCGAAGACUCGCCGACCGACACGGACCCGACAUCCUUGUCCUCUUUCCCUUCCGGUACAUCCACCGACCCGGCCACCUCCCAUCACAAAUCCCCUCUCUCUGGGUUUCAACCGCUCCAGGACGACGACGACGAUGAGGCUUGGACUCAGUCGGACAAGAGGGCCAUGAGGCGGAGGCUGCUGGACAUGAUCCACCGCUUCUACCUCGACGCCAUCUCGCGGUUGCCCCCAACCGAGUUCAGGAGGACCACCGGCCUCGCGCGGGGCCUCUUCGUCGGUGGCCACUGCUUCGGUCCACUCCACCCCGUCCACAACAUCGUCGUCAACUCCAUCUGGUACGGCACCGCCUUUCCCGUCCGGCGGCCCGCCGGCAUCGACAACGAAGAUGAGGCCAACGCACUGCUCAGCACCGACGGCAUUGCCCGUAUCUGCCACCGCUCUCUCGACGGGCUCGUGGCCGCCCUCCGCCACCUGUGCCCCUCCCUCUCCAACGGUGAUACUCUGUGGCGGCUCUUCUCUAGCGCUGACAUCACCGCUGCCCUCGCACUGGCAAACGGGGUCAGCAAAUCAAGCGCGCUGCGUGUCGUCGCGUCUCAGGGCCAUGCCGCUUUUCAUCUGGCCGCCUUGGUUGCACAACACCCCGAUCCCACAGCCUUUACUGACUUCGCAUCAUCAGCGUUACCUUCUAUCAACGGGCAACACAACAUUGUUCAGCUCUUGAUCAUGAAGCAUGCGCUCGCAACUCGGCACAUCAACUACCUCUCCAAAGUGCUGAUGCCGUCAUCACCAAAUGGACCUUUUGUGGCGCCUCUCAUGCUAAGCGCACGAGUCCUUGACUGUAUUGCAUCUCAGAGGCAGCAAUUCAAGGGCAUAGGAAAACAGAUGGUCAAUGUUGCCAACAUGGCACUUCAAGAAUACACUCAACGGUCUGGUCAACAGCUGACGCUUCAUUCCGUGUGUGGCUCUAAUCUGCUAAAGGAGGAGGGACUAAAGAACUGCUACCACAUCAAUUUCCUGGCGUGCCACGACGGCUCUGGUUCUCGAGUAGGCACUCCUGUGCUCUUCUUCACUGAGGCAGUUAUUCUUUCUUGUGAUGAGACUGAUAUCCACCUAUGCGUGCCAGUUGAUCCAGUCACAGACAUUGGCUGCUGCUUUGCUUGUGAGAGCAACAGGAAGAAGGUGGUGCACCCCUUUUAUGAUAAAUACCUUGGUGGCCGUGAAUUUCAAGAGGAUGAAGUCGAUUGUGGCAAUGAUUUUCCAAUUCCCUUGGAUGUAGACUAUCUUUUUUGAUGCUGAUAGAGACAGGGCUUUUGCAAAUUACUUGUGGAGGGAGAGCACGGAUCAUUGAGUUUGGCUGUUAGGAGUGGUGCCAUGCUGUUAAUCUUUGGAACCCGGAAGAUAAACCAUAGGGAUUGUUUGGGUGUCUUGGUGGAAGCGACUAAGCAAGUGCGAUGGUAGACCUACUGGGUUGUUUUUCAAAAUAGAAUAGAACACUGCAGCUACCGUGGUGCUUAUCUCUCUUGUUGUCAUGAGUUGGUUGAUAAUGCAGACUAUUUCUCCGAUCAUGUAUAUAGUAAUCAAUAACAAGAGUAGUGUUUGGUUCUGCGCCCAGUUUUCUGUUCCCCUUGUUUUGGGCCUACUUAUCAUUAACAGACAUGCUACAUUUCCUAGCAUGAGUGCAUGAGGUUGAUAGGCGCAUGGAAA
Molecule: messenger RNA, 1891 nt
Organism: Sorghum bicolor (sorghum)
Lineage: Eukaryota; Viridiplantae; Streptophyta; Magnoliopsida; Poales; Poaceae
Exons: 2
Coding region: 131-1477 (448 amino acids)
Source: RefSeq, a predicted model, not a curated record